Dryobates pubescens (Downy woodpecker) is the source of this 862-nucleotide messenger RNA. It is a transcript of the gene THY1, whose product is annotated as Thy-1 cell surface antigen. The record is from RefSeq and is a predicted model, not a curated record. The transcript has 4 exons. NCBI's taxonomy places the organism in Eukaryota, Metazoa, Chordata, Aves, Piciformes, Picidae. The coding region runs from base 144 to 629 and encodes 161 amino acids.
CCGGCCCUUCCCAAACUGCGGGAGCGCACCGCCCCCAGCCCCGCCGGGCACAGCGCCGGGCACCGCGCCGGGCAGCACCGGACAGCGCCGGGCAGGCUCCCCUCUCAGUGACAGCCACCACCACCAGGCACCCCAGCGGAGAGAUGAACCCCACCGUAGGCAUCGCUGUCAUCCUGACAGUCCUGCAGGUCGCCCACUGCCAGAUGAUCAAGGACCUGAGCGCCUGCCUGCUGGGCCAGAGCCUGCGUGUGGACUGCCGCUAUGAGAACAAAACCAGCAACCCCCUGACCUACGAGUUCAGCAUCACCAAGGACAACAGGAAGCACGUCAUCCACAGCACCAUCAGCGUCUCUGAGAACAUCUACCGCAGCCGAGCCAACGUCACCAUGCACAAGAACCUGGUCUGCCUCUACCUGCAGAGCUUCACCAACAGCGAUGAGGGAGUCUACACCUGCGAGCUGAAGGCCACCAACGACUACACGGGCAACCAGAUAAAGAACAUCACUGUCAUCAAAGACAAACUGGAGAAAUGUGCCGGCUUCAGCCUCUUGAUCCAGAACACCUCCUGGCUGCUGCUGCUUCUCCUCUCCCUGCCUCUCCUGCAAGCCGUGGACUUCGUGUCCCUGUGAAAAGGCAAAGCCCCCUCACAGCCACAGCCACACAGAGACACAGCCACACACACACAGCACACCCGCACGUACGCGCACACCGAGCACCCCAGCCAAGCCGCCGCCCCCCGCCGGAACGCAGCGCUCGGGAAGAGAAGCUGAAGCCUCUGGAGGAAGCGCCACCUCUCCGUGCUCUCUCUAUAUAGCCGUGUAUCUAACGCUAACCACCGUCCUGUGCCCAGCCCCCGCUCACA